Colletotrichum destructivum is the source of this 1335-nucleotide messenger RNA. RefSeq lists its product as uncharacterized. The record is from RefSeq and is a predicted model, not a curated record. Lineage: Eukaryota; Fungi; Ascomycota; Sordariomycetes; Glomerellales; Glomerellaceae. The transcript has 4 exons. Bases 206 to 982 code for a protein of 258 amino acids.
CCUCGACUAACUGGCAACUUUGUUGCGGGAACACACCCGAGAACGAUGUACACGUCAUGGGCACCUCACUGCCCAGAGUUACCUCGACCGGGGCGAUGAAAUGUGCGCUAUUCUCCGUCAUUUGUCGAACCCUGACGCAGAACAUCAUGAACGUCAUGCCUGAGCACUGUCCCGAGUCGCUGGGGUGCUAAGAGUGUCAGCAGCAAUGGGUGUCUCUCUCUCAACGGCCAAAUGGCUCGCGCCACUGUCCUUCGCUGUCGACUUUGCAGCCCAGAACUAUGGCAUGCUCAGCACUCCUAACAUGAAAGAUGUCCAUGACGCCAACCUGUCAUUUUGGUCACCGCAGCCCUUCUUCAUCGCGGGGUUCUUCUUCCCCCAGCAGCUUUUUCAGCUUGCUUGGCUAUGGCGCUUGUACAAAGCGGAUGUCAGCGUCGAGCCAAUGGAUGCGGAUAUUGGAACGAUGAUUGAUUUUGCACCAUUUUAUGCCAUUGGUAACCUUUGCAUCGCUACCUGGAUGAUCUUCUGGAACAGCUCGAACCUCAAGACUGCGAAUAUAUUUGUCACCAUCAACAGUCUAACCCAACUUUACUUCAUCUUCAAGCGUCUUCCGCCGAUGAACACAAAGUCGAUCAACUCGGUUCUCACUCACGUCGUUGCGAAGACGUUUGCCGGCAUCGGAGUCUUGGAUAUUCUGCACAACACAUCGGUCGCCUACUUCGUCCACCAGCAGCCGUCUACUACGUUGAAGGUGCUUACCGGCGUGGGAUUUGGGCUGUUGGCCAGUGCUAGUGAUUGGAUCUUCGGUGGCUGUCUUGUUUACGAUCUCCUUGCUCUCUCCGUUGGCCAGUCAGUUUAUGGCAAUGCCAAUUGGAGCAGGCUGCUAGGUAUUUUUGCCGGAGGUGCGGCAGCCAUUGUUGGUGCUCGGAACUUGUUGAAGCCUCCCUAUAUCAGUCAGCCUGUCGCAGGCUAUCAACCUCUGUAGAGCAGGGCAGGACAUAGAGGUUACAUGAGGGAGAAGCAUUGUACUCUUGCAUCUAGAGUGCUUCACAAAACACGUCCAUAUCAUGACCUAUGUAACAUUGCAGCCUGGCAUUUUUGAACCUGAAUUUCGCUUGAUUGGGCAUUCGACGACGUGCCGGUCUUUGCCAUAUUCUUGUUCCAGUUAUACCCGCCUGUAUUUUGCAAUGCUCAACAUGAUCCAGUUCUAUCUUCAUGCCUAGUUGGUCUAUGUGGUAUCAAUCAUAUGUCGUACACUAACACAUCACGUAUCCGCUAUAUUGCCCGCAUCUUUGCCCGAAUAUCUGCGUGAACGUAUAUCCGCAUGCUCAUAUACUC